This is a messenger RNA of Cuscuta campestris, 2660 nucleotides long. The record is from the annotation of a GenBank genome assembly. Lineage: Eukaryota; Viridiplantae; Streptophyta; Magnoliopsida; Solanales; Convolvulaceae.
GUACUCCGUAUAUCUACAGUUCCCCAAAAACCCGUCGAACAAAAUCGCCGCUUCAGCAUUUCACGUUUCUUUUCCCAGAUUCCGAUCGCCGGAUCUUAGAAAGGGGAAUCGCCGACCGGAGAUGCGAAAUAGGAGAAUUAAGCACCUCAGCUACCUUCUUCUGGUACUCGUAGCCCUAUUUCCGGCUGCUACACUCGGCCGGCAAUUCGUCCUCGUCAUCUCACAGGACGAUCUCAAGGACCAUGGAACUGAUCCCGGCGCAGCCCCCGUUGAAACGGAUUCCACGGAGUCUGAAUUCGACGAUUUUAUAAUCUCCGACGCAAAACCUGACCACGAGCUCGACCCGGGAUCAUGGAGUCCGAUCUUCGAGCCCGGACGGGAUCCGGCGAGUCAAGACGAUCUGGAGGCUGCGUACUAUCUGGCCGUGAGGAAGAUGGUGACCGCUUGCAGCCGGGGGGACGUGAGGGGCAUGGAGGAGGCCGGGUCUGAGAUGGAGGCCACGGCUGCUGCUGGGCACCCGCACGCGCAGUCAGUCCUGGGGUUUUUGUACGGUACCGGUAUGACAAGGGAGAAGAACAAGGCCAAGUCUUUUUUGUACCACCAUUUUGCUGUUGAAGGCGGCAAUAUGCAGUCCAAGAUGGCUCUUGCUUAUGCGUACUACCGCCAAGAAAUGCAUGAUAAAGCAGUUACACUGUAUGCUGAAUUGGCAGAGGUGGCUAUAAAUAGUUUUCUAAUUUCAAAGGACUCGCCUGUGAUUGAACCAGUUCGGAUACAUAGUGGAAGUGAGGAAAACAAGGAAGCAUUGAGAAAGUCUCGGGGAGAAGAGGACGAGGACUUCCAGAUUUUGGAAUACCAAGCACAGAAAGGGAAUGCAGGGGCAAUGUACAGAAUUGGUAUAUUUUACUACUUUGGAUUGAGAGGAGUGAGACGUGAUCAUUCCAAGGCAUUAUCGUGGUUCUUGAAGGCUGUCGAAAAGGGUGAGCCAAGGUCAAUGGAACUUCUUGGUGAAAUUUAUGUGAGAGGAGCAGUAGUUGAGAGGAACUACACCAAGGCAUUAGAGUGGCUAUCACUUGCUUCCAAGCAACAACUCUAUUCAGCCUAUAAUGGCAUGGGAUAUCUUUAUGUAAAAGGUUAUGGCGUGGAAAAGAACUAUACCCAGGCAAAAGAGUAUUUUGAAAAGGCUGCUGAUAAUGAUGAGCCUGGCGGAUUCUACAACCUUGGUGUGAUGUAUCUGAAAGGACUUGGGGUAAAAAGAGAUUUAAAGCUGGCCAGCAAGUAUUUUAUAGGAGCUGCUGAUGCGGGUCAGCCAAAGGCUUUUUAUCAAUUGGCAAAAAUGUUCCACACUGGUGUGGGGCUUAAAAAGAAUGUUCCAAUGGCAACUGCCUUGUACAAACUAGUUGCAGAACGUGGACCAUGGAGUUCUUUGUCUAGAUGGGCAUUAGAGUCAUAUCUGAAGGGAGAUAUUGGGAAGGCUUUUCUACUGUACUUGAGGAUGGCAGAGUUGGGCUAUGAGGUUGCACAAAGUAAUGCAGCUUGGAUUCUUGACAAAUAUGAACCAGGGACUAUGUGCAUGGGAGCAUCUAGCAUUUGCACAGAUGCAGAGAGGCAUCAGCGCGCACAUGCCUUGUGGUGGCAAGCUUCUGAGCAGGGUAAUGAACAUGCUGCUCUACUCAUCGGAGAUGCAUAUUAUUAUGGUCGGGGUACUGACAGAGAUUAUGAGCGUGCAGCGGAAGCUUAUAUGCAUGCCAAAUCACAAUCCAACUCUCAAGCCAUGUUUAAUCUGGGAUACAUGCAUGAGCAUGGACAGGGAUUGCCAUUCGAUCUUCACCUUGCAAAGCGUUACUAUGAUCAAGCAUUGGAUAAUGAUCCUGCAGCAAAACUCCCUGUAACACUGGCCCUUGCAAGCUUGUGGAUAAGAACAAACUAUGCUGACAGCUUCCUGGUUCACGUGAUUGAUUCGUUUCCGGAUGUUUACCCAAAAUUGGAAAUAUGGGUGGAGGACGUUCUAAUGGAAGAAGGGAACGCCACAAUACUCACACUCAUCGUUUGCCUGUUAACUGUGCUUUACCUACGCGAGCGCCAACGAAGACAUGCUGCUGCUUUAGUCGGACAGGCUCCCCCUCAUCAGCCGGAUGGGCAGGGUGCACCCGUAGCCAAUUAACUCUUACUAAAAUAUGUAAACAUUGGUCGAAUUGUGGUUUUGUGGAGGUGGUGGCAUCUUCCCAUAGUGCUGCUGUACAGAGGCUCUAUUUACAUCCCAUUGCUAAAAAGGAAAACUGUCUUUUUGUUUGCCAUUUCCAGCCUUCUUGCAGUCUGUAACAUUGGGUAUUGUCAGUCGUGAGCAAGUGGGAAUUUCUUUAGGAGAAAAGUUGUAUUUUAAGUAAUUUAACAUAGUCACAGAGAUACAACAUUUGAUCGAAUCUGUGUCCCGGAAAACAUACGAAGACAUUCAUUUAUGUGAAAUUUGCAAUAAAUAGGACUAAAACAUAAUGAUUUUUCUAAUGUAGGACUUAAACUUUUUUAUUCCCUAAAUAGGACUAAAUAAUGACCUCGUGGAGGAAUAAUGUCCAGUAAUACUAGACAUUUACUUGAAUAAUGACUACUUUGUUAAUGACCAAAAGUCUUACAUUGGGAAAUAAAAACAAAUGGUCCUAUAUUGG